Messenger RNA from Bursaphelenchus xylophilus (pine wood nematode), 285 nucleotides. The record is from the annotation of a GenBank genome assembly. Lineage: Eukaryota; Metazoa; Nematoda; Chromadorea; Rhabditida; Aphelenchoididae.
AUGUCAAAGCGAGCCCGAGGAGAUAAUCUAAUUCGGCUCGGUGCCAAGAAAUUACACCGAAACUCUGUUAAUCCGGUUACAAUCCCAGAUAAGAAGGCCGAUAAGCUUUGUGGGAUCAGCACCGAAACAAUCCCUUUAGCGUUGUUUAGGCCUCCCUCACUGUCAGUUUUGUCCCACGACCGUUUUGGUGAACCGUCGUUUCGAUGGGAUCCGCCCAUUUUGGCGAGCGAUCGACCAAUCAGCGUUGUCGCCGGGAUCGAAAAGCGGUUCGCGGUCUUCCUCUAG